Messenger RNA from Ochlerotatus camptorhynchus, 3506 nucleotides. Its product is annotated as ankyrin-3. Gene Ontology annotation, biological process: intracellular signal transduction. The transcript has 9 exons. NCBI's taxonomy places the organism in Eukaryota, Metazoa, Arthropoda, Insecta, Diptera, Culicidae. The record is from RefSeq and is a predicted model, not a curated record. Bases 1057 to 3219 code for a protein of 720 amino acids. Gene Ontology annotation, molecular function: protein binding.
GUAAAACAAUAAUCUGUUCGUCCGUCGUAAUGAUCUUUUUUGUCCGUUCGGAAGAUGGAUCCGUAAAGCGAGAAUACGCCGUGCGGUGAUGGAAUCCGUCAAAUUCCCAGUUGGUGCGAGGCGCGAGAAUUCGGUUCUGGAAUGUCUGUGGACGAAUGAGGUUCUGGUUGCAGUUUCCUUUGCGUGCGUAUGUUGACGAGUAUCGAUUUUUCCUAACAGUUCGGUUGUGGAAAGCCAGCACGAACAUAAUAAUUCCACCAGCAAUCAUCUGGAGAAGCAACAGAAGCAGCUGGUGUGUGAAACAUCCAGCGGCAGGUGCUGCUCGGCCAAUUAUUAUCGAUUGCGAAUGUGCGUGAUAGCAAGUGGUGUGAACAAGAGUGGUCAGUUUGGUUUGGGUUGAACUUAAAAGUGCAUUCUGCGUUCUGCUAGUGAGCCAGGCAGUCAGUACCUACCUAAGAACGACGACGAAGGAAAUCUUUCAACUGCAUCCAUCGCGGUACGUGUAAGCGGAUUCCGCCUGGAAGGAUCUAAAGGUUGUUUUCUGGGAGCCUGUCCCUCCCGUAGUCCUGCCGUGGGAGAUCUGUAAACAUACGGUCGUAGAUUCGACUGUGCAAGUUACCCGCAGUGAUAGUAUCCAUAUCUGCCGUUGCGCGUCACUACCACACUAGCUGCUGUGGAGAAACCGAUAGUAGUUGGCUUUGCAUUCUGGAUCGAACCUGUGGGAGGGGAAUAGGAAUACUCAUUCGUCAUUCCUAGCUCGUCAGAGCAACAGCUGCACUAGAACCGAUGCGCGCGCGGAGGCAUACAAAACUGUGAACGUGAGGUGAUGAUAACGAAUAGCCCGUUCGGAACGAGCCAAACGGGAGAGUGUUUGUUUUGAUUUCGAUUCAUUCAGAGGAAAAUCGCUUGCAUGCAGCAAUCUACGCCAGUGACUUGAAAUGAUUGGUUGAUGAAAAGUGAGCACAGACAGGUGGUUGAGAAAAUUGAGUUAAUCAGUGGAGAAGAGGCGUAGCGGUGGUGGUGGGUGUUUGAGCGUGCUUCUUUGAAGUGGGCGAUAUGGGAGGAUCAGUGAGCCAAGUGUUCCGGUCGGGAAGUGCAUUGCUGUCGAAAGGCGACGGCCACAAAGUAUCGGAGACAACGGUUGAUAAGGUGAACACCAUCUUCGAUGCACUCAGGGCAAAUCCAAAGAUUUCUAUUCAACGGCUGGAGCCACUAUUGCUGCAAAUACCGAAGUACGAAAACAUCCUAGCAAUACACGACGAAACGGGCUACAACUUGCUCCAAAAAAGCGUAGGAUUAAACCACAUAGAACUAGCCAGAUGGUUGCUGCAGCGGCACCGUCCAGAUGUAAAUAGGAGCUCAUGCUCGCUGCCACUUCACAUUGCAUGCCUAAAAGGGUAUGAGGAAUGCGUUGAACUGCUACUAAAACAUGGAGCCAGGAUCGAUACGGAAGCGAGGAUGUGUUUUCCCGGUGCCCAUUCGCACAACUGUGAAGAAAGUGGAAAAUACAAAAAUCAAGGAGACGACGUAGGCGUCUGCGAGCGGCCUAAUACCAAGCUGCAGAAUGCAGUCUGCUACGCCAUCGACGGGGACCAGAUCAAUGUGCUGAACAUCCUGGCCCAGAAAAUGGAGGAACCGUGGAUGCCCUUCCGGGUGCGGAAACCAUUGCUGCACAUCGCUUGCGAGCGUGGUGCCUGGAAGUGUGUCCAGCAUCUGGUCCAAACCCGUUCGGACGAGAUCAACCUCAUCAAGGAUGAGUACUAUCCCAUCCAUCAGGCUGUGCUACACGAUGGACGCUUCCUGGAGCUGCUAAUCCAGCAUGGUGCCAUUACGACGGUGCGCACGUGCACCCAGCAGAUGACGCUGCUGCAUGUCGUUAUCCUAGCGGCGAGGAAAUCCGCCGAAGAUACCCUCAACACUAUCCGAAUACUGCUGGAACGUGGCUGUAAAGAGCUAAUCAAUAGUCCAGACUCGCUCGGCAAUACUCCACUGCAUGCGAUCAUCGUCCGGUAUGCGCUAGAGGAGGCAAGGUAUGGCUACGACAAGUGGAACAAGUGGGACGUGCUGCAUCUGGUGCGUUUCCUGCUGCAGAACGGUGCUAAAAGCUCAAUCAACCAGGCCGGCAACAGUGCGCUGGCCUGCGUCUUUCGCCAUAUUAGAGACUGGGAAGUGUGCUACGAGCUGCUGAAUAUGUUGAUAAAGGAAGGAGGGGAUCCAAACAUUGUGGGACGAGAUGGAUCGGUUCCGAUUAUGGUCUGCCUAGUGCCCUUGAUCAACAAAGAUCCACUACACCACUUUACUCAUUCGAUGAAGGUGUGCUAUCUGAACUGCAUUCGAAUACUGUUGCAGAAUGGUGCCAACCCGAACUGCUCGUACCGCUCGAAUCUCACGCCACUGCACGUGUUGAUUUUUACCGUGUCGGAAAAUUUUACCCUCAACUGUGAUACGCAGAAGCGCGCCAAUUUUGAUUUUAUCAAAAAUAUUCUGAUAUUGCUGCUGCAGUAUGGACUGGACUGCAACAUCACGUCCCAGCACAUCCUGCAGUCGGUGAUCGAUAUGAUCGUGAACGUGCGUACCUGUCCGGAUAUCCUGUGCGUGUACGAGCUGCUGCUGGUGCUGAUCCAGUAUGGAACCGACCCGAACAUCACCCUGAGCAAUAAGCUGAUGAUGAGUGGCAGCAGUAGUUCGUCGAUGAACUAUGUAAAUGAUUUCAUAAAUUUCGGUGGAAUGCGAGCCGUUGGAGGAGGUGACGUUGCAGGACCAAGUGGGAGUGUAACUGCCGGCCCGUCGACUGCCAACGUUGCCGGACCAGCCAGCAAUGGCAACGGAAGCGACAAUCUACGUAGCUCGUUCCGAAACAAUGCACGCAACUAUCUACUGUUCUAUUACAUUAUGCUCAUCACGCGAAAGGAGUUCAUCCUGCUCGAUCGCGAGCAAACCUACCAACGUAUUAUCUAUCUAUUUUACUACUCGAUGAAGCACGAUACGCUAUUCAACUGCCUCAAAUCGCUGCACAAUCUGUUUAUAGCGCAGGUCCCGAACAAAUCUAUUGACAACCUGAGGCAUCUGAUAAUCACCCUCUACAAGAAGCCUCGCAGUUUGAAACAACUCUGUCGCGUUUGUAUAUACAAUAGCCUAAACAAGAAGCUGGCACCGAGCAUAAACAGGCUCAACCUACCACUUCCACUAAAGGAGUACGUACUGAACUUUGAAGGGUAGACAAAACGGGUCGAUGCACUAUACAGCAGCUCCGUAAUACACCCCCCCCCCUCCCAUAAUCUCUCUCUCUAUGAAUAUAAAUGUCCGCGUUUUUCAGUGUUAGAUAUUGUGUAAAUAAGAAAUAAAUCAAUCUUAUCAAUGCGAGGUUAAAUAAAAAAAAAAAAAAACAAACAAACAAACAAUCACUACCAGAUGCUGAAACAGGAUAACAUAGCAAGGUCUCUUAUAAUAACAACUCAAAUGAAGCAAACGUUAACUGAUUACAGGUGAAAUAGGAAAAAAAGAAA